Messenger RNA from Cyclocybe aegerita, 987 nucleotides. Lineage: Eukaryota; Fungi; Basidiomycota; Agaricomycetes; Agaricales; Hemipholiotaceae. The record is from the annotation of a GenBank genome assembly.
AUGGCAUCGACAUCCCCAGCUUUACUGAGCCUCAUUCCUAUCGUCCCAACGAUGGGAGCCUGCUUGAUCGGGGUUUACCUUUCGUCUGUGUUCUACGGGGUGACGCUGCUGCAAACAUAUCAGUACUUCUACAGGUACUGGGGUCGUGAUAAGUUGUACAUCUACUCUCUCGUCGUGCUUUUGACGAUAUUGGAUUCCCUCUCAACGAUAGCCAAUAUGUAUUCCAUGUGGUACUACCUCAUUGAACAUUAUGGAAACCCAAUCGUCAUCCUGGCGAUUCAUUGGACCCUCACGAUGUCAAUCAGCGCCACUGCAGUGAUUGAGUUCCUCGUUAAAGUAUUCUACGCUUACCGACUCUGGAUAUUGGGUGGCAGAAAGCUAUAUUUCCUCCCAGGGAUCAUUAUAAUCUUUGGGCUGGUCGCACUCGUCGGCGGUAUUGCCUAUGUUGUACUGAUAACUAAGAAUGGAUCUCUGCUUUACCUCCCCAAAAUCACUUGGCUGCUACUCUCGGCCUUUAGCUUCUCGUUGGUGGCCGACUUUCUCAUCGCCUCGAGCAUGACGUACCUUCUCCUGAAAGGACGGAAUAGAGGGUUGAAGUCAACGGACAACCUGCUCCGAAAACUUGUGACCUACACCAUCAGCACCGGGUUGCUCACGGUUAUUUGUACCCUCAUGGCGCUUAUUCUCGCUCAAGUUUACAAGCACACCUUUUAUGACGUCAUGUUCUACUUCCCGCUCAGCAAGUGUUACAUCAACUCCAUGCUGGCCUUCUUGAAUGUCCGCGACUCACUUCGGGGUAACAACACUAACAUGAUCUCCGUUAACCUGCGUGCCACGGGCUCUUCGAGAGAUCGUUCGACGCAGGACUUCGGCUCAUCCUCUGAGGUUCGUUCGAAAAUUGAGCGAUCUCAAAAGACGUCCAACGCCUUCCCAGCUUUUAAUACGCCGGAAGAUGCGACAGUUCAGACCAUUCACCACGCGGUUUAA